This is a messenger RNA of Anopheles nili, 1003 nucleotides long. Its product is annotated as prostaglandin reductase 1-like. Gene Ontology annotation, molecular function: 15-oxoprostaglandin 13-reductase [NAD(P)+] activity; 2-alkenal reductase [NAD(P)H] activity. The record is from RefSeq and is a predicted model, not a curated record. The coding region runs from base 14 to 1003 and encodes 329 amino acids. Lineage: Eukaryota; Metazoa; Arthropoda; Insecta; Diptera; Culicidae. Gene Ontology annotation, biological process: prostaglandin metabolic process. Gene Ontology annotation, cellular component: cytoplasm. The transcript has 2 exons.
GAUAGGACGAACCAUGCACAUUGCAAAAAAGUGGAUUUACGCGAAACCCUUCGUUGAUGAACCAACAUUGGACAACUUCCAACUAGUGGAGGAAACAGUGCCUGAGCUGCAAGAUGGAGAGUUUAUGAUACGUGCCAUGUACCUAAGCGUCGAUCCGUACAUGCGCAUUUACACGCUAUCUUUCCCUACUGGAACGACCAUGAUCGGAGGGCAAGUUGGACAAGUGAUCGAGAGCAAAAACGACGCGUUUCCAGUUGGAUCGUAUGCAUUUGCGCAGGUCGGCUGGCGUACGAUUUCGGUGUGUGAUCCAUCUAAAUUCGAGACGAGAAAACCCUACGUACUUCCCGAUUUAGGUGAUCUGCCAUUGUCGCUCGGAGCUGGGGCACUCGGAACCGUUGGAAAUACGGCUUACUUUGGCUUUCUCGAAAUCUGCAAACCGAAAGCGAACGAAGUGGUCGUUGUGAGCGGUGCUGCCGGAGCUGUUGGUAGUCUUGUUGGUCAAAUCGCCAAGCUGAAAGGAUGCCGCGUUAUUGGCAUUGCCGGUACGAAUGAAAAAUGCCAGUGGUUGAAGGAUGUUGGAUUCGACGGGACUAUAAACUACAGGGAAGAGAACAUCGAAGCUGUGCUGAAGCAGCUUGCACCGGAUGGUGUCGAUUGUUAUUUCGACAAUGUCGGUGGACACAUCUCAGAGACUAUCAAAGCGCAGAUGAAGGCGUUUGGACGAAUCUCGGUUUGUGGCACUAUCUCAAUGUACAGCAGUCAACCAGUGAAGGUAGUCGACCCGCAACGGGACUUUGUGUGGAAGCAGCUGAUGCAGGAAGGCUUUAGUGUGCAUCGGUGGACAGACAGGUGGUUUGAAGGGAUUACUCAAAUUCUGGCGUGGAUCAAGGAGGGGAAACUAAAGUACCGUGAGACAAUAACGGAGGGAUUCGAAAACAUGCCAAUAGCCUUUAUCGAUAUGAUGAAGGGAGGAAACGUCGGGAAAGCUAUUGUUAAAGUUUGA